AAUCAUAUUGAUUUGUAGGCCGGGUUUUUGUUGCUGCCUUCAUCCAUGCUUGGAUUACGCAAUUUUAUUUUGUAAACAUGGCAUCAAUAAAGCCAUUGCACCUUUCAUCAUCAGUGUAUCAAGUAUCGAAGGUAGCAGGUGCAUCCAGUUUUAAGAGCAGAUAUUUAAGCAGAACAUAUGCAACACUAACUCAAGAACAGAAGGAGAAGAUAGCUAAAGGACCUAGCCUGUCUGACUUCAUUGAAGGUGAAUUUGAAGUGGAUGAAGAGACUCAUGGCUACGAAGGAACUUUGAAGAAAGAAAAGGGUAUCAAAAGAUUACGUCUUCCACCAUGGCUAAAGACUGAGAUACCUAUCGGGAAGAGCUACAGUGGUAUUAAGAAGAAUCUGAGAAACCUCAAUUUACAUACAGUUUGUGAAGAAGCCAAGUGUCCUAACAUUGGUGAAUGCUGGGGCGGAGGAGAGCAUGGUACAGCUACAGCUACAAUCAUGAUUCUUGGGGAUACCUGCACAAGAGGCUGUCGAUUCUGCUCUGUUAAAACAGCUAGGAAGCCACCCCCACCAGAUCCUAAUGAACCAGUGAACACAGGUGCAGCCAUUGCAUCCUGGGGAGUAGAUUACAUAGUUCUUACAUCAGUUGAUAGAGAUGAUUUACCUGAUGGUGGGUCAGCGCACUUUGCUGAAACUGUGAGGGAGAUUAAAAGACAGAAUCCUACCAUCCUGGUGGAGUGUCUUACCCCAGACUUCAGGGGGGACUUAGAGGCAGUGGAAAGGGUAGCAGUGUCGGGACUAGAUGUGUAUGCUCACAACGUUGAGACAGUCAGCAAGUUACAAAAAUUUGUCCGAGACCCUAGAGCCAAUUACAAGCAGUCUUUGACAGUCCUGGAGCAUGUCAAGAAGAUCAGACCAGAUGUAUUCACCAAGUCUUCCAUCAUGUUGGGGUUAGGAGAGACCGAUGAUGAGGUCUUUCAAACCCUUAAAGAUUUACGAACUGCAGGAGUCAGUUGCCUGACGCUAGGUCAGUACAUGCAGCCCACCAAGAGACAUCUCAAAGUCACGGAGUACGUGACCCCCGAAAAGUUCAACUACUGGGAGAAGGUCGGGAACAAGCUGGGCUUUGCUUACACAGCAAGUGGUCCGUUAGUACGAUCGUCUUACAAAGCAGGGGAAUACUUUUUAACCAACAUGGUGAAAGAGAAGAGGAGAGAAAGCACCAUUUCUUCAGCAUCGACGGUGAGGAUAGGAGAAAGCGAGGAAACGCGUUUAUGAACCUUCGCACGAUCUAGUAUCCUUACUGUUUUUAAUUUCUACUUUGAUGUUGAUUCUUGAAUUUCAUCCUGAUAAUGGACACUCACCACCCCCCCCCCCUACAAGUGCAGAACCCCAAUUGGAACUCAUAUCAAGGAACAUUGGUGGACUAAAGCCAGUUGGUCCAAAACUAUUUUGUCUACCUUUGACAAAAUGGCUGAAAUGCAUGAAUUUUUUUUUCUAUGGUUCCUGAUGACUUUUCUUUUCAUGAUCGGAUGUGAAAUGAUUUGUCUGUUGAUAUACAAAAGGUACAGUAAAAACAAUUUUAAAUUUUAUGAGAAAUUACAUUUCAUUGAUUUUUUUUUGCCAUUCGCCAUGUAGAAAUGCUGCUCGCAUAUGAUGUCACAAAUCAAAUGAUUAAAUUCUAAUAACUUUUUAAUUCUUUGAUUUUUGUGUGCUAUUUUUAGAAUUAACUUUUUGUCAGGGUGAACUUCCCCCUUACGCAUUUGACAAAGUGGAGUUGCAAUUCACCCAGUAGAGCUACUUGAUCUAAUAUCACUUGAUCUGAUGUUAUUUGGUCCAAUACCAUUAGAUGCAAUAUCAUUUGGUCUGAUAUCAUUUGGGAGUUUCAUUAUUUUGUUCUGUUGAUCAUUCCCUCAUCUUUGAAUGAAAAAUAAAGAUGUAAUUGAAUACAAAUAAGGUGUGGAUGAUGUUAGAUGGUUGCAUGGGUGUAUGGGAAAUCACAGAAGCUGUGUAAACGGUACAUCUGGUGGGUCCUAGAACUAAGAAGAGUGGAUAGAGGUAGGAAUGAAAUGGCGAGGCAAGAUACUGGAAGGUUCAAGGUAUUACUAAUCUUUUGAGAGAUAAGAGUAGAAAAGGUGAGCGGCUUGAGUAGUUGGAGAAAUGAGAAAAUGCUGGACUAAGAUGGUUAGUCAACCUGCCAGAAGUUUGGAUUCCCCUCUCAAGUCUCGCUAGAGCUACAACUCCACUCGACUCUCCUUUUCACUUCUACCUCUAUCCACUUCUUAGUCCAUCUAGGACUCACCAUAUGGUGCACUGGAGAGAUGUAGGCGCGGCUUGUACUUCCAAGUCACGAGGCCUUUGAAGAAAACCUCCCAUAGACUCUGUACACGUGACUCGGGCCGAGGCCAAGGCCGGUAAAAUGUGACCUUUUACGGUAAACCUCUUCCACUAAAGGAAUAGUCCUGUGGCUGGCUUACAAAUGACAUUCAUCAUUUCAAUCAAUCUUAUACAGAACUUGUGAUCAAUGUCAACUAUGGAAGGCCAAUAAUUCUUAAAUAGAGUCCAAAUUUCUGAGGAUUGCAGUCUUAAAGAAAUGCUUAUCAUUCUAGAUAAUUAUUUGCACCUUAAAGUAACGUCUGAUUAUUAAAGUUUACUGGUCACUGCUCAAAUUAAGGUUUUGGAAUGAUGUCCUGUAUGUUUAUAGUUCAUUUGGGAUUGUAUUGACACUUUUUUGCAGUAUUUAUCAAAUACUUGGAUAUUUUUAUUGAUUCUUAUAUUGUUUUCAAUUUUUUUUUCAACCAUAUUUCCUGUUCACGAUUCUUUUUAACCUAUACCUUUGAACGGAUUGUAAUUUUAAUGUAUGAAUGAUAGUUUUCCUCUGUAUAUUUAUUUCCCAAGAGAAUGUAAUCAACUUUCAACAGUUUCCACACCAUAUUCUUUUCAUGUUAAUUAUAUCAUUGUAUAAUUAGAAUGCACAGUACAUGUAUUGCACUUCAAACCAUCCAUACAUGUAGGUUGGCCUAUGCUUGUACAUGUAUCUAUGGUACUGAUUCUUUAUGAGUUGCAUAUACUGCAGACUCUGCAGUGCUAUCUGCGUAACUUACACAUUGAAAUUUAAUCUAUUCUUUGUGGGAGAUGGGGAAAUACUUUCACUUUUCAUACGUAAGUCAAUGAUAGGUACUUCAUAUCAUCAGCUGAUUAAUUAACUGAAGGAGGGCAUUCAUAUAUCAGGAUUAAAGGACAACUAAACUUGUGGAAUACAUUUGUUUUUGUAAUCUGUGUGAAGGCAGAAAUAUAAAGAGACAACAGAAUGAUAGAAUUUUGACUGAAAAAAAUCCAAGAGAUAAAAUUGUUUAAAAUUUGUCUGAACUUUAUUAAAAUAUAUUUCUUGGACGGAACAUGUUAUUUGCCAAUACUGCAGCAAAUUUGACUAUUAUGAUUUCGAUUGGAUUUGCUACAGCUGGGAUAAUAUUAUCCAGGUCCUUUGAAAGUGCAUGUUUAGAGUAAUAUGCGUUGUGCAAGAACUGUUUAUAAUUAUUAAUUAUUAUUCAUUAAUAUCAAGUUGUAUCUUACUCAGAUCAGAUAUGGCCUUUAUAUCUCUUAUCUCUUACUUCCAAUUCUAAUAAUAAAACCCAUUUUGCUGUUGUUGGAUGUACUGCAUAUCUCAUGCAUCAAAGAGUUCUUUCUCACAGGGGUGGUGAUAGAGCAGGCCAGGAAGGAAACAAACAGCCUACUUAUAUGUUCCAAAUAGUGGGGGGGGGAGAAAGGAAAAGAAAGAAUAAAGUAAAGUAUCAUUCACAGAUAUCUGCAUUAUGAAGCUCUAUAUUGUCCCUGUAAUUGAAUUGAGAGAAAAAAGAAUAGAUAUAAAAUUUUAGAUGUGUUGCCCCUAUUCAAAUUUCCCUGGUGCCACCCUGCUUUAUCAUUAUAGCUAGUUUCAAUUUUAACAAACCUAAUUGAGUCAAAGCAGUGAUGGCUUCAGUUAUGAUGAACUUUCACUUUUGCUUGUUUAAGAUAUUAACACAAAGAGUGGUUCUAAAUAACCACUGAAGUACUUGAUUAUAACUCUCAUAUAUAUUAUAUGACAUUCAUGGAUGGUUUAAAUAUGGGGGUAUGCUCGAGUAUGAUUGUAUGUUUUACAUAUGUUAUGAAAUAAAAUCUGCAAGAUGAUUUAUGAAAAUGAAAGAGAGAGUAAUUUAUUGUAUAUUUAUGGAUAUCUUACUGAUAUCACCCCAUGCCUGCAUAUCUCCUUGAAGAUUAUGAUAUUACAUUGUUAUGUUGCAUUGAUAAGCUGAAUUCUAUGUUGAUGUACAGUAUGCACUUUAAAAAUGCAUUUGAAUUAUCAAAACAUGUUUAAGAAUGAUUAUUAAAAAGGUAAAUAUCUACUUGAUAUGAACCUAUGGCAA
Messenger RNA from Lytechinus variegatus (green sea urchin), 4393 nucleotides. Its product is annotated as lipoyl synthase, mitochondrial-like. Gene Ontology annotation, cellular component: mitochondrion. NCBI's taxonomy places the organism in Eukaryota, Metazoa, Echinodermata, Echinoidea, Temnopleuroida, Toxopneustidae. Gene Ontology annotation, molecular function: lipoate synthase activity; 4 iron, 4 sulfur cluster binding. The record is from RefSeq and is a predicted model, not a curated record. The transcript has 10 exons. Gene Ontology annotation, biological process: lipoate biosynthetic process. The coding region runs from base 78 to 1268 and encodes 396 amino acids.